GUAACCACCAUCAUGAUGGAGUGCUAUAAAAAUGAAGUCCACUCUGCUUCUGUUUCUAACACACACUCCCAUACUUUUCUACUAUUAUCAUAACAAUGAACGUGUCUGUUCUCAUUGUCGGUGCUGGGCCUUCAGGUCUUUCUUUGGCUCUCGCUUUGCUCCAGAAUGGAAUUUCUGUCCGUAUCAUAGACAAAGUGUCUACAUGUCAGACCGGCAAGAGAGGCGCCGGUAUCCAGCCCAGGAUCCUUGAGCUACAGAAGCUUCUUGGCGUUCUGCCAGAUAUUCAGAAGAAAGGAAAGUUCGUUUCGCCUAUGAUCCAGUAUCUUCCAGGGGGUCAGACAAAGACCGUCGAAGUAAUAGCAUACAUGGAGAAUACCCCCGACCGACCUUACGCCAAAACCUACACGAAGAGAUUCUCCGCGAGCACUUGUCAAAAUAUGGCGUCGCAGGUCGAGUUGGACACCGAGCUUGUGUCCUUUGAGCAAGUUCUUGACCGAGUAGUCUCUCACGUUAUCAAGACUCGUGAUGGGGAACGAUUUGAGGAGUCCAUCGAGAGCCAAUGGAUCAUUGGCGCCGAUGGCGCACAUAGCAUCGUCCGUAAAACGCUUGGCUUGACUUUCCUCGGAGAGAUAAGGGAGGGAGAUCAUGUCGUCGUGGGUGAAAUUUAUAUGAAGAAGCCGUUGCUGGAUACAAAUCUAUGGCAUCUAUGGGGCGAAGCUGCGACAAAAAGCGUGAUCCUUGCAGCAUAUGACACCGGAGAUACAGGUGAAUACGGUGUUGUUUGUAUGGGACGCGAUUUAGAUGCGGAUAAAAUGGCGUCCAGUCGAGAGGAAUUUGUCAAAGCUGUCUAUGAAAUAACUGGACGUACUGACAUCGAGUUCGGUGAUGUUAUCAACCUUUCGAGCUUCCAAACCAAUGUUCGAAUGGUGAAUAGUUACGGUUCCGGACGGGCUUUUGUUGCAGGCGAUUCCGCACACGUUCACAGCUUUACUGGUGGUCAGGGACUCAACUCGGGUAUCCAAGAUGCCGUCAACUUAGCUUGGAAGCUCGCUCUUGUUCAAAAGGGCUUAGCUCCCCAGAGUCUCAUCGAUAGUUAUUCCCAAGAGCGCAUUCCCGUCAUCGCAGAAAUGCUUGACAAGACUUCUGAGCUCCUUACUAAAACUUUCACCUCUGGAGGCGUCGGACAGACACUCAAGGGCUGGAACAGAUCCUACGAGCUUCGUCAAUUGGGUGUCAACUACCGCGGUAGUCCGAUCGUCGUGGACGAAACCCCGGUCAAAGGCGAAGAAACCAUCGAUCCGUACCGCUCAGGCAACGAUGGCACCAUCCGAGGCGGUGACAGAGCCCCCGACGCCCCUGGUCCUCAUUUUGUUAAUGACCCCACGCGCAAGACGAGUCUCUUUGAUAUCUUCGGGUUGUCAUACCACACACACUGUUGUUUUGGAUGCUCUGAAGAGCUUACCCCGCCAGGUAUCGUCAAGACGGUGGUCAUUCUUCCUCAGAAGCCGACGGGUGUUGUUUCUGCGGACUACGUACUGGUGGAUGGUGAUGGAUAUGCGUACAAGCAUUAUAAUAUGGCGGAGAAGCUCACCAAAAUUGUUGUUGUGCGGCCCGAUGGGAUGAUUGGUGGGCUCGUAGAUGGGAAAGACGGGUUGAAGCAGUACUUCAGCGGGAUCCUUCUGUGAUUGAUAUAGUGUAACGUCGCGUGCUAGAUUGUAUUCAUCAACCCACCUCUCAUAGAUA
Desarmillaria tabescens is the source of this 1743-nucleotide messenger RNA. RefSeq names its product FAD binding domain-containing protein. Gene Ontology annotation, molecular function: oxidoreductase activity; FAD binding. The transcript is spliced from 10 exons. NCBI's taxonomy places the organism in Eukaryota, Fungi, Basidiomycota, Agaricomycetes, Agaricales, Physalacriaceae. The record is from RefSeq and is a predicted model, not a curated record. Bases 96 to 1685 code for a protein of 529 amino acids.